GCCCACACCUGGAAGGUCAAGUACUACAAGGGUCUGGGGACCAGCACGGGCAAGGAGGCAAAGGAGUACUUCUCUGACAUGGAGCGCCACAGAAUCCCCUUCAAGUACAGCGGAGCCAACGACGACGAUGCCAUUCUUCUUGCGUUCAGCAAGAAGUGUGUGGAGCGUCGUAAGGAGUGGCUGACGCAGUGGCUGGAGCACCGCCGGGAGCAGAGGGACCAGGGUCUGGACGAAUCUCUCCUUUACGCCGAGCAGAUGGACCACAUCUCCUACUCCGACUUUGUCAACAAGGAGCUCAUUCUCUUCUCCAACAUGGACAACGAACGCUCCAUUCCCAGCUCUGUGGAU
Molecule: messenger RNA, 348 nt
Organism: Geodia barretti
Lineage: Eukaryota; Metazoa; Porifera; Demospongiae; Tetractinellida; Geodiidae
Source: the annotation of a GenBank genome assembly